Molecule: messenger RNA, 1383 nt
Organism: Fonsecaea erecta
Lineage: Eukaryota; Fungi; Ascomycota; Eurotiomycetes; Chaetothyriales; Herpotrichiellaceae
Exons: 1
Coding region: 1-1383 (460 amino acids)
Source: RefSeq, a predicted model, not a curated record
AUGGUGAAACCUACCGUGCUCAUCGUCGGCACGCCUGACACCAAACUCGAUGAGAUCCUCUACCUCAGAGCGCAAAUACUGGCCGAGGGAACGUGCAGUACCAAGAUCCUCGAUGUAAGUCACAGCAUCCCAGCUAAGCUGAGGGCGCCGUUGGACAGCCUUCCGUCCGGCGAAGUGGUUUCUCCUCUGGAAGAACACAGCUCUACCUUGAAAGAGCUCUCGCGCGGCGAGUAUAUCGACAAGGCCAUCGAAUUGUGCACCCCUGUCGUCAAGGAUCUGGUCUCCAAGUCAGCCGUCCAAGGUGUGGUCUCUGCGGGUGGAAGUAGUGGCUCGUCGCUCGCAACGGCCUUUAUGCGCCAUGCCUGUCCGGUCGGAUUUCCCAAGCUGAUGGUGUCGACCAUGGCCAGCGGCGACAUCAAGCACUACGUCGAGGAAACGGACAUCACCAUGAUGUAUAGUGUUGUUGAUAUUGCUGGAGUGAACUCGAUCCUCAAACGGAUCUUGUCCAAUGCUGCUGCUGCCAUCUCUGCCAUGACGGCCUCGUAUGCCAAAUCCCUCGUCGAUACUUCGGUCGUCGCCGCCAAAGGCAAGCGUAUCGCCAUUACAAUGUUUGGCAAUACCACGCCGUGCGUCGAUGCGGUGCGUCACAUUCUCACUUCAGCACCUCACGACGCCUCGGACUACGAGAUCUACGUCUUCCACGCGACCGGCUCGGGCGGGCGUGCCAUGGAGCGCCUCAUUGCGGAGGGACAGAUCGACGCCGUGAUCGAUCUCACCACCACAGAAAUCCCCGACGAACUCUUCGGCGGCGUCCUGACCGCCGGGCCCGAUCGGCUCGAGAUUGCCGCAAAGAAGGGCCUCCCCAUGAUUGUGUCUGUUGGGGCUUGCGACAUGGUGAACUUUGGGCCCAAGGACAGCGUGCCGGAGAAGUACAAGGACCGCAAACUGUUAGUGCAUAACCCUGCCGUGACGCUGAUGAGGACGACCGUGGACGAGAACAAGAAGAUCGGCGAGUUCAUCGUCAACAAACUGUCCACCCACGCCACCAACCCGGGGGCCAUCCGCGUGCUGAUCCCCGAGAAGGGCGUCAGCAUGUUGGAUGCGGCCAAUAAGCCGUUCUUCGAUGAGGAGGCCGACAAGGCACUCUUCGACACCAUCCAGGAGGGCCUGGAGGGGACCGGGAUCGAGGUCGAGAAGCACGACCUGCACAUCAACGACGAGGCCUUCGCCGGCCACGUGGCCAGCGCCAUCCUGGAGGUCAUGGGUGUCACCCAGCGGAACUACCGCCUGGCCAACGCGCGCCGGCGAAAGUGGAGCUUCGACCACGGCGCCUCCGUCAUGCUGGCCCGGCGAAGUAGCCAGAUCGAGAUACCGGACGCUUGA